AUGAAUGGUGUUCCUAGUGAGGCAAUCAAGCUGAGACUGUUUCCUUUUUCCCUGAGAGAUCAUGCACAGCGUUGGUUGAAUUCCUUUCCAGCCAACCACUUCAUUACAUGGGAACAGCUCCACAAGGCUUUCAUGCAGGAGUAUUGCCCUCCGUCCAAGGCUGCCAAGUUAAAGAAGCAAAUUCAGAAUUUUCAGCAGUUUGGCAAUGAAGAUCUACCUGAGGCUUGGACGAGAUUUAAAGAAUUGAGGAGGCAGUGCCCGAAGAAUUUGAUGACCCCAGGGGAUGAUAUACCCAAGAGAGAGAAGGCAGCUGGGAUGUUCGAAGUUGGAGAGAAGAUGGCAAUGCAGGCUCAGCUGGAUACUAUACAACACAUGCUAAAGCAAUUAGUACAGAGCCCUACUCAGAGUGUCCAGGCAGUUGCUCAGCCUCCACUGAUUCCACAGAAUCCUUAUGUUCCUAACCCCUAUUCUGUGCCACAGGUACCUCUUGUAGCCUAUUGUGCAACUUGUGGUGGAAAUCAUGUAGCUCAGACAUGUCCUCUGUUAGACUUCGGUAACCAAAUUCCUCAGCCUAAUGUGGAGCAAGUUGAUCUCAUUGGUUAUUCUAGACCACAAGGCCAGGGGCAAGGUUAUGGGAACUACCAGCAGCAAGGAAGGAAUCAAGUUGUUCCCUCUUGGAACAAUCAGGGAAAUCAAGUGAGAAACAAUCCACCAGGAUUUCAUGGUAACCAAGGGAACAGGGGUGAGAACCAAGGCCAGUGGAGGAACAAUCAGAAUUUUGGGCAGAAUAACCAGAAUGUAACUCAAGGGCAAUUCCAGCAAGGAAAUCAGAAUUUUGGGAACACUCAGGGUCAAGGUUCUCCUAGACCACCUCAGGAUGUUGAUAUCCAGCUUCUCAUGAACACUAUGAUGGCUCAGCUUGGCAGGUUACAGGUAGAGAAUGUUCAGCAGUUUAGCAAGCUACAAGCAGAGAUAGAUGGUCUCAAGGCUCAGCAGCAAGGAGGAGGUAAUCAGUUUGCUAAUCAACCUUCAUCUUCAAAUGGUAGACUGCUAGCAAGCACAGAAAAUCCAAGGCACCAAGUGAAUGCAGUCACCACUAGAAGUGGAUUAGCUUUGAAGGACCCCCCUUUUCCUUCGAAUGAUCCAGUGCCUGAGAAAGCUGAUAAGAAGGAUGAGAGCAUUCAGGUUGAGGAUAUUCUUGAUGAUAGUGAGGAGGAGCCUGUGGUGCAAAGAGACAGUGUUAAGGGGAAAGCUCCUGAGCAUGAUGAGAGUGCCCCAAGUAAGAAGCAUGAAAGGAAGAACAAGAAGGUAGAUCACUCGGUUAUACCUUACAACCUGCUACCAUACCCACAGAGGUUGUGGAAAUCAAAGGAGUCUGAUAGAGAGAGCAAGUUCCACAAGAUGUUGGAUAAGCUGGAGAUCUCCAUGCCUUUUGUUGAAGCAAUCACUCAGAUUCCAUCGUACAAGAAGUUCCUGAAGAAUAUUUUGGGCAAUAAGAAAAAGCCAGAGAAGAGUGCGGUGGUGGAUCUGAGUAAAGGAGCCUUGACCUGUGCAGUUCUUCAACAUAAACUUCCUCCUAAGCUGAAAGAUCCAGGUAGUUUCUCCAUCCCUUGCAUCAUUGGUGGAUUUGUAGUUGGUGGUGCUCUGUGUGAUCUGGGUGCCAGUGUUAGUCUUAUGCCAUAUUCUUUAUGUAAGAGACUCAACCUGGGAACACCAAAGCCCACCUCUAUGACCCUACAGAUGGCGGAUCGCUCCAUAAAGCGUCCGGUGGGAGUUCUAGAGGAUGUCCCGGUCAUGAUUGAUCAGUAUUUUAUACCGGGGGAUUUUGUUGUACUGGAUAUAGAGGAGGAUGCCAAGGUUCCUAUUAUACUUGGUAGACCUUUUCUAGCUACUGCUGGUGCACUUAUUGAUGUGAGGAGAGGAAAACUAGUGAUGGAGGUGGCUGAGAACAAGAUUGAGAUUGACAUAUUCAAAAUGGCGAAACACCAGCCCUCGCAUGUUGAUGAAUGUUACUUGAUAGACGGGCUGGGUGAGGGCACUGCUGAGAGUAGAAAGAUUGAGUUAGGGGAUUUGCAUGACUCCCCUAUUGAUCCUGGACCCCCUGAACUGUCAAGUGUCCUAAAACAAAAGAAAAAGUUCUCUGGUUCUGGUGGUUUCUACAAAAGAUGGAUGAGGGAGCUGUCUAAGUUCAAAAGGCCACCGGAUCGCGUGGUCCACAAUCCCACCUGA
Ipomoea triloba (trilobed morning glory) is the source of this 2229-nucleotide messenger RNA. RefSeq lists its product as uncharacterized. The transcript has 2 exons. The record is from RefSeq and is a predicted model, not a curated record. The coding region runs from base 1 to 2229 and encodes 742 amino acids. Lineage: Eukaryota; Viridiplantae; Streptophyta; Magnoliopsida; Solanales; Convolvulaceae.